Molecule: messenger RNA, 201 nt
Organism: Babesia sp. Xinjiang
Lineage: Eukaryota; Apicomplexa; Aconoidasida; Piroplasmida; Babesiidae
Exons: 1
Coding region: 1-201 (66 amino acids)
Source: RefSeq, a predicted model, not a curated record
AUGGUAAACAAAGGAAAUGCUCCACCGGUUGUCAUGGCAAGGACGAAUGUCACUGCUCUGUCGUCGAAUGCAGCGAAGUCCUUGGUCUCUUAUACAGCUACGGCCUCCAUUACUAUUAUCCAGAAGAGUUGCAUAGCGACCCUGACAAAAAACGCCAAUGCAAAGACUUCUCUACUCAACUCGACGCAGUCAUCAACGUGA